Agelaius phoeniceus (red-winged blackbird) is the source of this 1036-nucleotide messenger RNA. RefSeq names its product regulator of G protein signaling 19 (gene RGS19). Lineage: Eukaryota; Metazoa; Chordata; Aves; Passeriformes; Icteridae. The record is from RefSeq and is a predicted model, not a curated record.
UUACCACUCCCUUUCCUGUGAGAGGAUGUGUUCUGCUGCUUUCCUUUUCUCUUUCUGUCUUCUUUUCUCCCCCACCUCCCUGCCUGCAGAGCCGGCGGUCCUGGCGAUGCCGCGCACCCCCUGAGCCAGCCGGGGUCACCCUGGCUGGUGCCAUGGCCAGGCUGCAGGCUCCAUCCAGGAGGCGGCAGGGACAGUAGCCAGGGGGUCUCGGAGCUCACCCGCGGGCUGGGAGGAGCCGAGAGUGGCAGAACAGCCCCCAAAACACGACCCAACGCCGUCCGCCGUGUAUGAGGCUGGGACACAGUGCACAGGACCCGCGGCCACAGAGUCACAACUUCCGAUGUCCCGGCAUGAGACCUCUCCGACCACGGUGCAACCUGCCAGCAACCACCGCCCCAACGCCUGCUGCUUCUGCUGGUGCUGCUGCUGCAGCUGCUCCUGGAACGAGGACCGAGAGCGAGCAUGGAGGGCAUCCCGGGAGACCAAACUGGAGAGCAUCCCAAACUGUGAAGCGUGUGCCAAACCCACGCCAGAGGAGGUGCAGGGCUGGGCACAGUCCUUUGACAAGCUGAUGAAGAGCCCGGCGGGGCGCAACGUCUUCCGGGAGUUUUUGCGGACUGAGUACAGCGAGGAGAACAUGCUCUUCUGGCUGGCAUGUGAGGAGCUCAAAACCGAGUGCAACAAGCACACCAUCGACGAGAAGGCCAGGAUGAUCUACGAGGAUUACAUCUCCAUCCUCUCUCCCAAGGAGGUGAGCCUGGACUCGCGGGUGAGGGAGGUCAUCAACCGGAAGAUGCAGGAGCCGUCCUCGCACACCUUCGACGACGCACAGCUCCAGAUCUACACGCUGAUGCACAGAGACUCCUAUCCCCGCUUCCUGAACUCUGCCAUUUACAAAUCGCUGCUCCAGACCGUCUCCCACUCCUCCUCGGAGUCCUAAGGGCACCCACUAGCCAUGGGGACACCAGUGGGGACGUGGUGGCCAGGGGCAGUCGGUGCCUCGUCCCCUCUACCGCCCUCCUUGCCAGACCUCACC